Exserohilum turcica Et28A is the source of this 1242-nucleotide messenger RNA. RefSeq names its product glycoside hydrolase family 16 protein. Bases 1 to 1242 code for a protein of 413 amino acids. Gene Ontology annotation, molecular function: hydrolase activity, hydrolyzing O-glycosyl compounds. NCBI's taxonomy places the organism in Eukaryota, Fungi, Ascomycota, Dothideomycetes, Pleosporales, Pleosporaceae. The record is from RefSeq and is a predicted model, not a curated record. The transcript is spliced from 3 exons. Gene Ontology annotation, biological process: carbohydrate metabolic process.
AUGGAUCAGCCUCCUUCGCAGGCCGUCUCUAGUUACCACCACCCGGGCCAGGGCGAGUAUUUCCGUUCACGGCGCGUCAAGCCUGAAGAUGUCCAGCAGCCGUGGCUCAAGAAGAAGCAUCCGCGGCAGAUAUGGGUUACUAUAUUUCCCCUUACCGGUCUCUUUCUGGGUUUGAUCGUAACGGGUAUUCUGAUCUGGGAUGGAAUCAGGGCUGUUGCGCAGCACGAGUACUGCGAGGUGCUGAACGAGAAUUUCACUACUUGGAAUGACAACAUCUGGGCCAAGGAGGUCGGCCUCGGUGGCUUUGGUAAUGGCCAGUUCGAAAUGACGACUGCCUCUGAUGAGAAUGUCUUCAUUGAGAACAAUGAGCUCGUCAUCAAGCCUACUCUCCAGAAGGAGGAGUACAUGAUGCAGAACCACGUCAUUGAUCUUCGCGGCCACGGUUGUAACGGUCCCGCCUGGACUGAUUGCGUUGCAGCUACCAAUAUAACCAACGGCACCAUUGUCAAUCCUGUCAAAUCCGGCCGCAUCAGCACCAAACCCGGCGCCUCGAUCAAGUAUGGCCGCGUGGAAGUCGUUGCCAAACUGCCUGCUGGCGAUUGGCUCUGGCCAGCUAUUUGGAUGCUGCCCAGAGACAAUGUGUACGGCCCUUGGCCCCGCUCGGGCGAGAUUGACAUUAUGGAAUCGCGUGGCAAUGCGCCUGGGUAUCCUCAGGGCGGGAACAACAUCGUUUCCAGCACGCUGCACUUUGGCCCUGACUCCAACCACAACGGCUGGUGGCGCAACAACGUCAAGCGAAAGGCAUUGCAUACGACAUAUGCAGCAGGCUACAACACCUUUGGUGUAGAGUGGUCUGAAAAGUACAUCUUCACCUACAUCAACACUCGUCUCCUGCAAGUCAUGUACACGCACUUUGACCAGCCUUUCUGGGACUACGGUGGCUUCCCGCUCGCCGACGCCAACGGCACGCGUCUGAACAAUCCCUGGGAGCACACCAAAAGCAACACGUCGCCCUUUGACCAGGACUUCUAUCUCGUCCUCAACGUGGCCGUCGGCGGCACAAACGGCUGGUUCGAGGAUGGCAAGGGCGGCAAGCCCUGGAUCGACAAGAGUCCCCGUGCCAAGCUCGAUUUCUGGGAGGCAAAGGAUUACUGGCUGCCUACGUGGAAGGAUGGAGCUGCAAUGCGUGUCAAGAGCGUGAAGAUGUGGCAACAGAGUGGGCACAACGGGUGCAAAGCUUGA